UGUAUCCGCCCACCUUCACUCUGAGAUCCGGGAGUCUCCGGGCGGCGCAGCGCAGCGCAGAUCACCUGCAGGCAGGAGAGCGCACCGGCGUCUGACGCGCGCUUUUCCUCACUUUACAGAAAUAUAAGAAGGAAGAGGGGGAAAAAACUGUUGGUUUUGCGUACCAAAAAAAAAAAAAAAAAAAAACUAUUCAGAUUUAGGUUUGUUUUACAGAUUUUAUUGUUCAAUCAUGCAGGAUAAAGGCGCGUUUUUCAGCCCUUUUUGCAGACCGCGGUGUCUGGCGGCAGCGGCUCCGGCUGGAAGAGCGAAACUAACUCAUCCGGGAAAAGCGAUCCUGGCAGGUGGAAUCGCCGGUGGCAUCGAGAUCUGCAUUACUUUCCCCACAGAAUAUGUGAAAACCCAGUUGCAGCUGGAUGAGAGGGCCAACCCACCAAAAUACCGAGGAAUAGGUGACUGUGUGAAGCAGACGAUGCAGAGUCACGGUAUUAAAGGACUCUACAGAGGACUCAGCUCACUGCUGUAUGGAUCCAUACCCAAAUCAGCAGUCAGAUUCGGGAUGUUCGAGUUCCUCAGUAACCACGCGAAGGAUGAGAACGGCCGACUGGACAGUACCCGCGGCCUGCUGUGUGGGCUCGGAGCGGGUGUCAUGGAGGCCGUGCUGGUGGUCUGCCCCAUGGAAACCGUUAAGGUGAAAUUCAUUCACGAUCAGACCUCAGCCAACCCACAAUACAAGGGCUUCUUCCACGGAGUGCGAGAGAUCGUCAGGUCUCAGGGACUUAGAGGAACAUAUCAGGGUCUGACUGCGACGGUCCUCAAACAAGGCUCCAACCAGGCGAUCAGAUUCUUUGUGAUGACGUCUUUAAAGAACUGGUACAAAGGUGAUGACCAAAACAAAGCCAUUAAUCCCAUCAUUACUGGGACCUUUGGAGCCAUAGCAGGAGCUGCCAGUGUAUUUGGAAACACUCCGUUAGAUGUCAUCAAGACACGGAUGCAGGGUCUGGAUGCUCAUAAAUAUAAAAGCACACUGGACUGCGCUUUGAAGAUCCUCAAAUAUGAAGGCCUGGCAGCUUUCUACAAAGGAACAGUUCCCCGGCUCGGCCGUGUGUGUCUCGACGUAGCCAUUGUUUUUAUCAUCUACGAGGAGGUCGUGAAGGCCCUGAAUGUAGUCUGGAAGACAGAGUGAGCUGCAGGACGUGCAGCGAAGGUGGCACAGAUCUAAGUUCUCUAGAUCUCCUCUGUGUCAUAAAACCAGCUGUGAACAGGAUGAGGUGAAGACCUGAACUUAGAUCUGUGGUAAAUGCUGACCUCAAAGUCAAAAUGCUGAUAGACAAAGGCUCCGGAGAAAAGAAAAAGCCUGAAUGGGUGCUUACAUUUGAACCUAUGGAGGUGAAGCAGAGAUUUUAUGCCCAACAAAAUAAAGUAAAAAGUUCUUUCUGAUUUAUAAAGCUUAUAAAGUUAGCUGAAUCACUGUGAAAAGAUGCUGUUUUUUUGCUUGAGACUUCUUUUUUAAAUGCAACCAUAACUGCAUUAAUUUUCUUUCAAUGUUUCUGCUUCACUUUCAUCAUAACCUGUAUCUGUUUCAAUGAUGUUUACUGCAAGAAUUUAAGUGUAAUUCUGGAUAUUCUUGAGUUAAAUGUUGUGUUUUCGUCUUUUCUGCAGCUGGUUGCAGUUUACAUGCAUACACACUCAUGUAGAUCUUUAAUUUUAAGUAAUUUUACAUGUAGAGUAUAUGAGUUAUUUUUAUACAGUACAGAAUAGAGCAUAUUGUUGUUUUAAAAAAAAUUGCACUGUAAUUUAACAUAUAUUUAAAUUUUGUGCCAAAUGCCAACUCUAUUACACAGAGGCAGUUUUAUCUGAGUAAAAACAUAAACGAUUUAAAUAAUUUUAGAGAAACCAGAACACACACUAAAGAGUAAUUUUUAUUUUAGUAAUACUUGAACUAAAUGUGUUUAUUGGAAGCUGAAUGUUAAAUUCAAACAGGACCAUUUGCUGUUAAUCGGUGCCAAAUGUGUUAAAUGUGUCAUGUGUUUCUGUUAUCAAGAGCUAUAAAGUUAUCUUUAGAUUAUUUAACUUUUGGGUUUCACUGUGAAUUACCUGAAUUAUUCCUCUCAAUUUGCUGUU
Messenger RNA from Fundulus heteroclitus (mummichog), 2121 nucleotides. RefSeq names its product tricarboxylate transport protein B, mitochondrial. Lineage: Eukaryota; Metazoa; Chordata; Actinopteri; Cyprinodontiformes; Fundulidae. The record is from RefSeq and is a predicted model, not a curated record. Gene Ontology annotation, biological process: mitochondrial citrate transmembrane transport. The coding region runs from base 230 to 1183 and encodes 317 amino acids. The transcript has 9 exons.